Messenger RNA from Sphaeroforma arctica JP610, 1866 nucleotides. RefSeq lists its product as hypothetical. Lineage: Eukaryota; Ichthyosporea; Ichthyophonida. The record is from RefSeq and is a predicted model, not a curated record. The transcript has 2 exons. The coding region runs from base 533 to 1228 and encodes 231 amino acids.
AUAUUACAGUUUCGGUGUAUAUUUAGUGGUUUUUCUUUCGAAUUGAAUCAAGCUGGAAAUUUGCACUGAUACGUACUUUGGUUUAUAGGACUGAAUCUAGGCUUAGUUGUCAAAAAGAAGGGUGCGCUUUCCUUUUAGCUGGCAAAUUCACUGUUAAUCAUUCUUCUGUAAAACGACUUGAAUACGAAGCCUUUCGAUUUUAAAUUAAGUAGUCGCAGUGAAUAGAAAUUCAUUGGCAAACAACCGCAGUCAUGAGUGCGUAUGAAAAGCUAAUGGCAUGGCAGUCUACAGGAGAAUUCAUGACCUAUGGACCGUCCAAACACCGCAUGUAUGUCAAGCAAGUGGGUAGUUCAACUGCAUCAGCGGACAAGCCUUGCUGCUACUCCAUGGCUUUCCAGAGUCAUCGCACUCGUACCAUGCUGUGCUGGAUGGGCUCAUCAAUCUCCGGAAGACAACGUCAACGUCCGACAAACACCGCGACAGUGACCAAGUGGAUGGCGAGAGGCGCUUCAAUCGCAUCGUCUUGUUUGACAUGCUCGGGUAUGGCCUCAGUGACAAGCCCGACGCAUACUCAUACUCGUUGCUUGAACAGGCAGACACGGCGCUGUGUGUGUGGAAGCACUUUGGCGUGACCGGUGGACACCUACUAAGCCACGACAUGGGCGAUAGUGUGGCAACCGAGCUCGUUGCCAGGCAUCAGAAUGAGACUAUGCCGGGUUGGUUCAGUGACGGUCUACAGUCCCUAACCUUUACGAAUGGGAGCAUGGUGAUGGAGCUGUGUGCGCUGAGGACUGUGCAGCACCUGCUGCUGAGUGGGUAUGGUUACUAUCUGCAGUAUCUAACGGUAAGGAGUGUGAUGGCACACCAGAUACGCUCUGCACAUGGCAACGCGACUCUAAGUCAGGAGGAGAUCGAUGUGAUGUGGGAGGCCAAUUUGCUGCAAGAGGGGAACAUGAAGACCUACCUGACGAUCAAAUACAUCAACGAUCGCAAGCAGUUCGAAACCACGCGCUGGUUGCCCGCUCUGGCGCAGACCAAGCUACCCGUGCAUCUGUGUUGGGGAGAUAGCGAUAGCGUGGCACGGGUGGAAAUGGUACACCAUCUCAAGCAGAAGGUGUGCAAGGAGGCGACGGUCACCAUCAUGAACGGCGUAGGCCACUUCUGCCAAUUGGGAAGCCCGGAGAAAUGGCUGGAGGCUGUGGGCGCGUACUACACGACGUUGGGUUGAUUGUCAGGCGCUGCUAACAACUUGUUUGCACUUUUCAGCACAAUCACACCCCAGUAUGGUACCGAUGCCUAGACAUAACCCGUAUUUGCCAAUUUGGAUUUGCAUGGUCUCAGUGAUUUGUGGACAUUUGAUACUCAGCUAUGUGCUUUGUUGGUAAAAUUGAGACGUUGGUGCAGCGGACGAAGUAGUGGAGGCUUAGUGAGGUUGUGUGCUCGCAGGCUGCAUCGUACUCAAUUGAAGCCCACAGUUUGGGAAAUCUUAUCCACCGUUAUUCACCGAGAACGGCAUAGUAGGGCGGAAGGUCUUUGGGCAAAGCUGCAUUUAGUAGCUGAGAUUAAUCUGUUAGCGCAUUCGCUAGUGGCGUAGUUAGGUGUUGUAGUGUAUAUAUGUAAGUUAUUGGUGGCGGACAGCUGAGGUCUAUAUCCUUGCUGGAUAUAUCUGAGGUGCAGCCCAGAAUGACAACAGAUUAAUUGUAGAGACCGAGAGCCAUCGUGUGUACAAUUAGUUGUGGGAAUUGACUUGGAGUUCUGAAUGUACCCACAAUAUAGCUCGGUAUGACGAGUGAUGGUCUGACCCCAAAAGCAAGGGAUUGCUUACGAAUUACCUGUGGUUUAUCUCUCUCGAGUAAAGACAUGCAU